Messenger RNA from Contarinia nasturtii (swede midge), 566 nucleotides. RefSeq names its product probable DNA-directed RNA polymerases I and III subunit RPAC2 (gene l(2)37Cg). Lineage: Eukaryota; Metazoa; Arthropoda; Insecta; Diptera; Cecidomyiidae. The record is from RefSeq and is a predicted model, not a curated record. Gene Ontology annotation, biological process: DNA-templated transcription. The coding region runs from base 150 to 458 and encodes 102 amino acids. Gene Ontology annotation, molecular function: DNA binding; protein dimerization activity; DNA-directed RNA polymerase activity. The transcript has 3 exons. Gene Ontology annotation, cellular component: RNA polymerase I complex; RNA polymerase III complex.
UGUUGUUUGGUUGUAAAACAGCGGUAAACCGCUAUCUUUGAAGCUGUCAUAACAAAAGGAAACAUUUUAAAGCCUCCCACAGCACUGGAGUAACAUUGACAAUCGAUUUUAUACGAAAAUAUUAUAAUUUACUCAUAAAAAAAUUCAAAAUGCCAUCAAUUGCUGUUCUGGAAAAUGCAGAUGACAACGAAUCGUCAUGUACUUUUGUAUUUGAAAAUGAGGGUCACACACUUGGCAACGUUUUGAAGGCGAUUAUUUGUCGAUAUCCAGAUGUAAAUUUCUGUGGUUAUACCGUGCCUCAUCCAGCUGAUACAAAAAUGCAUUUACGAAUUCAGGCGUCAAAGAAUGUGCGUGCUGUUGAUGUUCUCCGGAGAGGUUUGGUGGAUUUGGAAAAAGUGUGCGAUCACACAAUAACAACAUUUGAGAGUGCAUACGAUGACUUCCAACAAUUGAAUUAAAAAUAGUAUCAUUAAUUUUGCCAAUAGUUUUACAAUCUUUUUUAUCGAAUUAUCAAGCACGAAAUAAAUUAAAAUAAUGAUUCAUUCAUAAAAUGUGUCAUUUAAAAA